AUGUCGGUUCAGGGUUCAGGCCCGGUGCCGAUGCUCUUACUGUUCUUCAAGAUGGGUCAAGAAGCCUGGACUCCAAACCAGCAUUCAAAUGCCUUUGGUCGCAUACCAGUUCAUUCCCAAACUAGCCGAUUGUCAGCUACUUCGACCACCCCAAGCCGACAAGCUCCUUCCAACCAAAGCAGCUCAGCAAUCGAAGCCAACAUGGACACUGAUAACGAGAUUGAGAUUGCAAAUGCUAGCCAAGAUUGCUUGAUAAAUCAACACUCAAACCUUCGUCAACAAAUCCAUAUUGAUCCAUCCCAUCGCGAUUUGAAUCAACGUCUCAAUCCAACAGCAACCCAUUUGGCAUCAGGUCAAGCAAGAAAUGCAGCUCACUCGAUCUACAAGGCCCGCGAAAUCUGCCGUGAGAGCUUUGUACAGGCAGCAGCACAGGGCCGUGAUAACUUUUGGAAUGAUCAUCGUGAUCCCAUGUUCUACCCUCGCGAGGAACCUGUUCGCAGCACUGGAAGCUUCAGCAGUGCUCUGGCCGACCCUCAACAAUGUGGAGCUAGUGCGGCCUCCUUCAAUUUGGAUCGGGACGUCUUACUGCCCCCUCACCACCUCCGGAGCUUCGAUUCAUGCCCAAUCAACAUUCCACCAAGUCACAAGUCAAGAUGGUGA
Messenger RNA from Melampsora larici-populina 98AG31, 660 nucleotides. RefSeq lists its product as uncharacterized. The record is from RefSeq and is a predicted model, not a curated record. Bases 1 to 660 code for a protein of 219 amino acids. The transcript has 3 exons. NCBI's taxonomy places the organism in Eukaryota, Fungi, Basidiomycota, Pucciniomycetes, Pucciniales, Melampsoraceae.